Protopolystoma xenopodis is the source of this 448-nucleotide messenger RNA. NCBI's taxonomy places the organism in Eukaryota, Metazoa, Platyhelminthes, Monogenea, Polystomatidea, Polystomatidae. The record is from the annotation of a GenBank genome assembly.
UUAUACUUUUGGUUGGUUGAUUGUUUUUUCUAAUUGUGUGGUUAUGGGUCUCUGUUGUGUGGUUGGGGUAGCAACACCAAGUAUUUUUUGUUUGGUGCGGUUCAUGCUGCGUUUAGUAGUGUUACAUUUGAAGUUGUGUUGGCGGGGUUGUUGGUUUGUAUAUAUGGUAUUAGUACUUAUAGGCUGGAUUUUAGUUUUAAAAUAUUGGGGCUAUGGUUGCUUAUCCAAUAAUCUUGGCUUCGGUUUUAUGCGACUGUUAGCGGCUGAAAGUGAUUUGGUUAGUGGAUUUAAAACUGAUUAUUAUGGGUUAUCUUUUGCUAUCAUAUUUGCUUGUGAAUAUGCAAUAAUGGCCUUGAGAUAUGAUAUUUUUUAUACAUACUUUUUUUUGAUUUUUGUUCGUGCUGUUUUUCCGCGUAUUCGUUAUGAUUAUUUUGUUUCAUUGACGUGA